Messenger RNA from Boeremia exigua, 4162 nucleotides. RefSeq names its product NUC185 domain-containing protein. Gene Ontology annotation, biological process: nuclear-transcribed mRNA catabolic process, 3'-5' exonucleolytic nonsense-mediated decay. Gene Ontology annotation, cellular component: Ski complex. Bases 154 to 3996 code for a protein of 1280 amino acids. Gene Ontology annotation, molecular function: ATP binding; RNA binding; RNA helicase activity. The transcript is spliced from 3 exons. The record is from RefSeq and is a predicted model, not a curated record. Lineage: Eukaryota; Fungi; Ascomycota; Dothideomycetes; Pleosporales; Didymellaceae.
UGACUUCUGGCUGGGAGCAAGCUGCGCGGAUGGACCCCACAGUGGGGCUGCGCUUGGACAACGUGCCAAACAUUGACAACGUCAUCACCAUUUUUCAACUCCACGGCGCCACAGACUCCAGAGCUGUCUCAACUCGGCUUCCAUCGCGCAAAAAUGGAGGCUCUUUCUGGAGAGCUGGAGAAGCUGCGCCUGCGGUAUGAUGAAGGACGCGACGGCGACGCCUGGAUAGACACUAUUGCAGGCGAGCAGCGACCGCCCAAACGACAAAGGAAGACGAAGGAAACGAUCAAGAAAGAAUUGGAACACGAGUUCCUGACCCCUUCGCGCUCUUUCAACGCGCAAUGGUUAAACCAGUUGCAGCAAAGAUGGGAGACACCGACCAAUUACCGUGGUCUCUUCCAAAUCGCUCCUACUCAGACUCGCACUAUCAUCCGCUUCACUCGAGAGGGUCUCGAAGGCCGCGUCACAGGAUAUAAAGAGGUCACUGUCCCCGCAAACUCAGCGACUGCGAAAAACUCCACGUCCCUCCUGAGAAAGCCUGCCAAUCGGGCCGAGUUUGUUCGUGGAGCGGCCGGCUUCUUCCCAUUCGCACCUGGAGGUUUGGACGGUGUCGAAGCCAUCGCAGCAAUCGAAGACAAAGCGAUCUUAAAGGAAGAAGGCUCUAACGCGAAGAAGACUGGGGGGCUCGAUCGUGUAAUUAACUUCAGCGCCGAGGGUGGCCUUUUGGAGAUCGCGCCCGGAUUUACGCGCGGCUUGGAUUUCAAGCAAAAGCCAGCUACAGAUGGAAAGACUGCCAAAGAGGUGGAAGAUGCUCUCGGCGAAGCGGCAGCGCCUGUCAAAGACAUUGACGCAGAUGAUGAUGAAGCUGUCGAUGGUGUCGAGACCGACGAAGCUGAGACACCAAACGCCGAGGGACAAGGAUCCGGGGAGGAGGAAAUCGAUGCAUUGCUACCUGUCGAAUUUCCAGCCCUCGCACCUCACACUCAGCUUGCCAUGGCUAACAGGAAAGGAGGGCGAGAGUGGGCUCACAUGGUCGAUGUUAAUCGAGACAUCACAAACUUUAAAGAGCUUGUGCCAGAAAUGGCGCGUGAGUACCCAUUCGAGCUGGAUACCUUCCAGAAAGAAGCUGUCUACCACCUCGAGAACGGCGACUCUGUUUUUGUUGCAGCCCAUACCUCAGCUGGUAAGACAGUCGUUGCUGAAUACGCCAUCUCGCUCGCUGCAAAGCACAUGACCAAGGCCAUCUACACCUCACCUAUCAAAGCCUUGAGCAACCAGAAGUUCCGUGACUUCCGUCAGACUUUUGACGAUGUUGGUAUUCUGACUGGAGACGUACAAAUCAGACCUGAGGCUAGUUGUCUCAUUAUGACUACAGAGAUUCUCCGAAGUAUGCUCUAUCGUGGAGCUGAUCUGAUCCGAGAUGUUGAAUACGUCAUCUUUGACGAGGUCCACUAUGUCAAUGAUCUUGAGCGAGGUGUGGUUUGGGAGGAGGUCAUCAUCAUGCUUCCCGAGCACGUAACACUGAUUCUGCUCUCAGCCACUGUGCCCAACACGUAUGAGUUCGCCUCAUGGGUUGGAAGGACGAAAAAGAAGGACAUCUAUGUCAUCUCCACCCCUAAGCGUCCUAUUCCACUUGAACAUUACCUAUGGGCUGGAAAGGGAAUGCACAAGAUCGUAUCAGCAGACAAAAAGUUUAUCGACAAUGGCUGGAAAGACGCAAAUGACGCGCUUUCUGGAAAGGAUAAAGUCAAGGCACCGCCUGCUGCUAAGGAUGCGCCAACAGGCAGAGGUGGCGGGGGUCGUGGUGGACCUCCUGCCAGAGGUGCGCAGAACCAGCGCGGCCGAGGCCAGCAAAAUGGUGGUCGAGGUGGUGCCGGCGGUCGUGGUGGUGGUCCACCAGCUGCUAGGGGCCGCGGCAAUAUUGCCAGAACAGGCCGCGGUGGGGGUCGCACAACAGCAGCCCAGGAUCGAAACAUCUGGGUGCAUCUUAUCCAGCAUCUGCGUCAGAAGGAGCUGCUCCCAGCCUGUAUCUUCGUAUUUUCGAAGAAGCGUUGUGAGGAAAAUGCAGAUGCGUUGUCAAAUAUCGACUACUGCACUGCUGCAGAGAAGAGUGCCAUUCACAUGACGAUCGAGAAGUCUUUGGCCAGACUGAGCCCCGAGGAUCGAGAUCUGCCGCAGAUCAAGAAACUCAGAGAGCUGCUGAGUAGAGGUAUCGCCGUACAUCACGGUGGCAUGUUGCCUAUCGUCAAGGAAGUCGUCGAGAUCCUGUUCGCGAAGACGCUCGUCAAGGUACUCUUCGCAACGGAAACUUUUGCCAUGGGCCUCAACCUGCCAACGAGGACUGUUGUCUUCUCUGGAUUCCGCAAACACGAUGGAAGAGAGUUCCGUGAUCUUCUCCCUGGUGAAUACACGCAGAUGGCUGGUCGAGCCGGACGAAGAGGUCUCGACAGUGUCGGCACAGUGAUCAUCUGCGCACCAGGGGCUGAUGAAGCUCCUCCAGCAGCUAGACUGCGCCAGAUGAUGCUGGGCGAACCGACUAAACUACGAUCGCAGUUCAGGCUUACCUAUAACAUGAUGCUGAACUUGCUGCGCGUCGAAGCCUUGAAGAUCGAGGAGAUGAUCAAGCGCAGUUUCAGUGAAAAUGCGACACAGGCAUUGCUGCCAGAACACGAGAAGAAAGUCAAGCUGUCUGAGGCUGAUCUAGACAAGAUCAAGCGCGAGCCUUGCAAAAUCUGUGAUAUUGAUCUAGAAGCUUGUCAUCAGGCCUGCGAAGACUACAAGCGCCUGACAAACGAGACGCAUCUCAGUCUUCUUGGGAACCCCAUGGGCCGUCGUGUAUUCAGCAAGAACCGACUCAUUGUCUAUAAGAAAGACAACAUGCGUACGGUUGGUAUGCUACUCUCGGACGGACCCAGCAAGGGCAAUGAGCCUACUGUCAAGGUCAUGGAGAUCGCACAGAAUCUCGAGCGAAAGCCCGACGAUCUACUGCCCUACAUUGCAGACUUUGCAAAGUUCUUCCGCAACUUGCCGACAAACCCCAAGGACAUGAUUCUGAAGACCGCAUACAUCCCCCUGAAUGAUGUCGAGUGCUUUACCAAGACCACGAUUGACAUUCCCGACAGCAUCCAGAACAUCACCAAGAAAAAGGACUUGAUGAAGCUGGCACAGGACCAGUUCAUUCCUGUGUGCACUUCAUGGAAUUAUGAAGACUGGGAUGAGUACGAUUACAGCCGCAUCAAGAAUCUUCAGUUCCGCGAAACACAGGAUGCGAGACGCAAACGCGGCCAAGACGCUGUUCACAAAGAGUGUCUACAGUGUCCCGACUUUCUCAAACAUAUCUCUAUGGAACAUGAUCAAUGGGUCAUCAAGGAGAACAUUCUUGCCAUUCGCCAGCUCAUGUCUGAUCAAAACCUCCAGUUACUGCCUGACUAUGAACAGAGGAUACAAGUGUUACGCGAGCUCGGUUUCAUCGAUGAAGGGUCACGCGUAGAGCUGAAGGGCAAAGUAGCGUGCGAGAUUCACUCCGCCGACGAACUUGUCCUUACGGAGCUAGUUCUCGAGAACGUCCUCGCGGAAUACGAGCCCGAGGAGAUAGUCGCUCUGCUGUCCGCAUUCGUGUUCCAAGAAAAGACCGACACCGAACCCACGCUGACCAAGUCGCUCGACCGCGGCAUAGCCAAGAUUGUGGAGAUCUCGGAACGAGUCAACAAGGUUCAGACGGAGUACCAGGUCAUCCUGUCGGCAGAUGACUCCAAUGACUUUGUGUCCAAGCCCCGCUUCGGCAUAGUUGAGGUGGUUUACGAGUGGGCCCGCGGCAUGUCGUUCAACCGCAUUACAGACUUGACGGAUGUCAUGGAAGGCACGAUAGUACGGGUCAUUACGCGUCUAGAUGAGACGUGCCGCGAGGUCAAGAACGCCGCGCGAAUUAUAGGCGAUCCCACACUGUUCCAGAAAAUGGGGACUUGCCAGGAACUUAUCAAACGGUACGUUGUUUAGUUCCCUUCACUAUCAGCAAGCAUGGACACCCCAUGUUUCGCCGUCGAUCGUGACUUUUGAGCUGACUCGUGGCACAGCGAUAUUUGUAACUGUGCGAGUUUGUACCUCUAGAACCGAGGCGUUUCAGACGAGAUCCCGGGUGCCGGUGUUGGUGAACCGAAGUGUG